Molecule: messenger RNA, 501 nt
Organism: Prunus armeniaca (apricot)
Lineage: Eukaryota; Viridiplantae; Streptophyta; Magnoliopsida; Rosales; Rosaceae
Source: the annotation of a GenBank genome assembly
AUGUCGUCUCGUGUAGCAAACAAUCAAAUAUCGCCGUUCUUCACUACAAUGGAGCUCGAUGAUUUAUCACGCGCCUCCCAAGGCGCGUCUCCCUCACUCGGCCAGCUCCUCAAGCACGUCGGCGACGUUCGCAAGGAAGCUACUGGUGAUGGCGGUGAGACUCCGACGCACCACGCCCUCGACCUCUCCGACGCCAGCAUCGAGCCUCGCUCCUUGCCGUUCGUGCUCUCGUUCACUAAUUUGACUUACAGCGUCAAGGUUCACCGGAAGUUCAGCUUAUUGGGGAUGUUCUCCAGCGAGAGAAGCAGUCUCGGAGCAGCCACGGAGUUGGAGCCGAUCGGCGGAGAGAGCCUGUUAACCAGAACGAAGACGAUGCUCAACGACAUCUCGGGAGAAGCUCGGGAAGAGGAGAAGCUAGUUAGUAUGAUACAACUCAUACUAAUUAGCUUAGGCCGCUUUGGUGUCCACUUAAAAUAUAGUUUAGGGUUUAUUUGGGAGUAG